Messenger RNA from Scylla paramamosain (green mud crab), 1707 nucleotides. RefSeq lists its product as uncharacterized. NCBI's taxonomy places the organism in Eukaryota, Metazoa, Arthropoda, Malacostraca, Decapoda, Portunidae. The transcript has a single exon. The record is from RefSeq and is a predicted model, not a curated record. The coding region runs from base 1 to 1707 and encodes 568 amino acids.
AUGAUUAAUAUCUGCCGAACGGUGAGGCCGACAAGAGGGCCGCAGGCUGGUGCUUAUCCCUUCCCGGCCAGCAGAGUAGGCGCCGGGAAACCAGGCCACGGACUUGUGGUUAGUGGAGAACUCAGGAGAGAACUCAACCAGCGGACAACUCAACCAGCGGACGACUCAACCAGCAGACAACUCAACCAGCGGACAACUCAACCAGCAGACAACUCAACCAGCGGACAACUCAACCAGCAGACAACUCAACCAGCGGACAACUCAACCAGCGGACGACUCAACCAGCAGACAACUCAACCAGCGGACAACUCAACCAGCAGACAACUCAACCAGCGGACAACUCAACCAGCAGACAACUCAACCAGCAGACAACUCAACCAGCGGACAACUCAACCAGCGGACAACUCAACCAACGCACAACUCAACCAGCGGACAACUCAACCAGCAGACAACUCAACCAGCGGACAACUCAACCAGCGGACAACUCAACCAGCAGACAACUCAACCAGCGGACAACUCAACCAGCGGACAACUCAACCAGCGGACAACUCAACCAACGGACAACUCAACCAACGGACAACUCAACCAACGGACAACUCAACCAACGGACAACUCAACCAACGCACAACUCAACCAGCAGACAACUCAACCAACGGACAACUCAACCAACGCACAACUCAACCAGCAGACAACUCAACCAGCAGACAACUCAACCAGCAGACAACUCAACCAGCAGACAACUCAACCAACGGACAACUCAACCAGCAGACAACUCAACCAGCAGACAACUCAACCAACGCACAACUCAACCAGCAGACAACUCAACCAGCAGACAACUCAACCAACGGACAACUCAACCAGCAGACAACUCAACCAGCAGACAACUCAACCAGCAGACAACUCAACCAGCAGACAACUCAACCAGUAGACAACUCAACCAGCAGACAACUCAACCAGCAGACAACUCAACCAGCAGACAACUCAACCAGUAGACAACUCAACCAGCAGACAACUCAACCAGCAGACAACUCAACCAGCAGACAACUCAACCAGCAGACAACUCAACCAGCAGACAACUCAACCAGCAGACAACUCAACCAGCAGACAACUCAACCAGCAGACAACUCAACCAACAGACAACUCAACCAGCAGACAACUCAACCAGCAGACAACUCAACCAGCAGACAACUCAACCAGCAGACAACUCAACCAGCAGACAACUCAACCAACAGACAAUUCAACCAGCAGACAACUCAACCAACAGACAACUCAACCAGCAGACAACUCAACCAGCAGACAACUCAACCAGCAGACAACUCAACCAGCAGACAACUCAACCAGCAGACAACUCAACCAGCAGACAACUCAACCAGCAGACAACUCAACCAGCGGACAACUCAACCAGCAGACAACUCAACCAGCAGACAACUCAACCAGCAGACAACUCAACCAACAGACAAUUCAACCAGCAGACAACUCAACCAACAGACAACUCAACCAGCAGACAACUCAACCAGUAGACAAUUCAACCAGCAGACAACUCAACCAGCAGACAACUCAACCAGCAGACAACUCAACCAGCGGACAACUCAACCAACAGACAACUCAACCAGCGGACAACUCAACCAGCGGACAACUCAACCAGCAGACAACUCAACCAGCAGACAACUCAACCAGCGGACGACACAGUCAGUGAAUUCGCCCUGA